This is a messenger RNA of Mus pahari (shrew mouse), 2291 nucleotides long. RefSeq names its product kinesin family member 2B (gene Kif2b). Bases 152 to 2158 code for a protein of 668 amino acids. Gene Ontology annotation, biological process: microtubule-based movement. The transcript has a single exon. The record is from RefSeq and is a predicted model, not a curated record. Gene Ontology annotation, molecular function: ATP binding; microtubule binding; microtubule motor activity. Lineage: Eukaryota; Metazoa; Chordata; Mammalia; Rodentia; Muridae.
UCAGCCAAUACCCAGGUGCCUGACUCACAAAGGUGGGAGCAACACACAUCAGUGCUCGAGCUCCGGACAUUCAGGCUGGCUUGGACUCCGGUCCUGUUGUGCCAACGCCAAGAGGCUCAGAAAGCGAGCCCUGGUAACUCCACCACUCACCAUGGCCAGCCAGUUCUGCCUUCCUCUGGCCCCACGCCUCUCACCCCUUAAACCUCUGAAAUCCCACUUCACAGACUUCCAGGUUGGCAUCUGUGUGGCGAUCCAGCGAAGUGACAAACGGAUUCACCUGGCUGUGGUCACAGAGAUCAACAGAGAAAACUCCUGGGUCACAGUAGAGUGGGUUGAGAAAGGAGUCAAAAAAGGAAAGAAGAUCGAGCUGGAGACUGUACUUCUGUUGAAUCCAGCUCUGGCCUCUCUUGAACACCAACGGUCUCGUAGGCCCCUGCGCCCGGUGUCUGUAAUACCCACUACUGCCAUUGGAGACCAGCGUACAGCCACCAAGUGGAUUGCGAUGAUCCCACACAGAAACGAAACACCCUCAGGGGACAGCCAAACGCUGGUGAUCCCCAGCAACCCUUGUCUGAUGAAGCGGAAAAAAUCCCCCUGCCUACGGGAAAUUGAAAAGCUGCAGAAGCAGAGAGAGAAGCGCCGCCGACUGCAGCUAGAGAUCCGAGCUAGACGAGCCCUUGACAUCAACACUGGAAAUCCGAACUUAGAGACUAUGCGCAUGAUCGAGGAGUAUCGCAGGCGUCUAGACAGCAGCAAGAUGUCCAGCCUGGAGCCCCCAGAAGACCACCGGAUCUGUGUGUGUGUGAGAAAGCGCCCUCUUAAUGAGAGAGAGACCACCAUGAAGGAUCUAGAUAUCAUCACUAUUCCCUCGCACAAUGUAGUCAUGGUACACGAGUCUAAACAAAAGGUGGACCUGACCCGCUACUUGGAAAACCAGACCUUCUGUUUUGACCACGCCUUCGACGACACGGCAUCCAAUGAAUUAGUUUACCAGUUCACCGCCCGGCCUCUUGUGGAGUCCAUCUUCCGAAAGGGUAUGGCCACUUGCUUUGCCUAUGGGCAGACUGGCAGUGGAAAAACCCACACGAUGGGCGGAGCCUUUUCAGGAAAGGCCCAAGAUUGUUCUAAAGGCAUUUAUGCCCUGGUAGCUCAGGAUGUCUUCCUCCUCCUAAGAACCCCCACCUAUGAGAAAUUGGAACUCAAAGUCUAUGGGACCUUUUUUGAGAUCUAUGGUGGCAAAGUGUACGAUCUGUUGAACUGGAAGAAGAAGCUCCAAGUCCUGGAGGAUGGAAAUCAGCAAGUCCAAGUGGUGGGGCUGCAGGAGCAGGAGGUGAGCUGUGUGGAGGAAGUCCUGAAUCUGGUGGAGCUCGGGAACAGCUGUCGGACUUCCGGUCAGACCUCGGUCAACGCCCACUCCUCCAGGAGCCAUGCUGUGUUCCAGCUCAUUCUCAAGGCCGGAGGGAAGCUGCAUGGCAAGUUUUCCCUCGUUGACUUAGCUGGGAAUGAAAGGGGAGCAGAUACUGCCAAAGCCACCCGGAAGAGGCAGCUGGAAGGGGCUGAGAUAAAUAAGAGUCUGCUAGCCCUGAAAGAGUGCAUCAGGGCUUUGGGUAAGAACAAGACUCAUACCCCAUUCAGAGCAAGCAAACUCACACAGGUGCUCCGGGAUUCCUUCAUAGGGCAGAACUCCUAUACGUGCAUGAUCGCUACAAUCUCACCCGGGAUGACUUCCUGUGAGAAUACCCUCAAUACUUUAAGAUACGCCAACAGAGUCAAAGAAUUAGCUUUAGAAGCAAGGCCCUACCAUCAUUGUCGCUCUCCAACUGGCCAUGAGGUACCACUGAUGAUAGAAAACGGCAAAACGAAUUCGGAAAAGUCCCUUCAAAGGGAUGAAGUUAUUCAGAUACCUACUGUAGAGAAAGAGGAAGAGAAAGAAAGUGAUGAACUCACAUCAACAAAGGAGCCAGCAGCUUCGUGGAGCAGGUCCAACCAGUGGUGGGAGGCCAUCCAAGAAACGGCUGAGGGAGUCAACGGUGAUGUGGAUUUUUGCAUUGCGCAGUCUUUGUCUGUUUUGGAGCAGAAAAUCGGUGUGCUGACUGAUAUCCAAAAAAAACUCCAGUUACUACGAGAAGACCUCCAAAAGAAAAGCCAAGUUGAGUGACAGCAAGGAUCAGGGAUCCGGAAUGAGAUCUUGGAUCCAGUUCUGACGUUUCUACCUCUUGUUACAGUAAUCUGUCCAAAUUAUCUAAGCAUAAAGGUCCCCUGGAGAACUAACAUCUUAAAGCAUCCUGGUC